This is a messenger RNA of [Torrubiella] hemipterigena, 2623 nucleotides long. The record is from the annotation of a GenBank genome assembly. Lineage: Eukaryota; Fungi; Ascomycota; Sordariomycetes; Hypocreales; Clavicipitaceae.
CCCAUACACUCUCUACAUUUUUAAUACUGCAAUAAAACCUCCUACAACUUAUUUCUUGAGGGCUUGAACUAGGACUCUAUUGAAUACCCAUUAUAUCAUAGAAGCUGUCCCGUCUACACUUUGUGCGCCCCAGCAUCCUAGCUCUGUUUCGCCAUGGACGUUGUCAACGCCAUCAAGUUCAAAAUCGACGAGCUCACCACUCGCUCGGUAACUCUAUUCCCUACUCGGGCGCAAGUCUACCGAGAAUUGAAAAAUGUCCAACUCAAGCCGGGCGUCAACGAAAUCACCGUCCACGGGCUUACCCCGACCUUGGAUAUCGACUCUGUCAAGGUUGAAGGCUCUGGAUCUGCUGUAAUUACUGAUAUAUCUGUCGAACUACGCCCCAAUAAGGAGACGUUUAGUCUUGUGUACCCGGAUGAUUCUGAAUCAGAUGAUGAUGACCUGGAAUACACCGAAAUAAAGGACAGCCCUGCUCUGCUAUCGGCAAAGGCAAAAGCCGACAAAUUGAGCGACAAAUUCCACUCCUUUAAAGAAAAGGAAGCAAGUGCUUUGAAACGUCUCGAAAUUCUUGAUUCGUACUCGGCCUCGCUCAAUGGAGAAACAAACAGCGACAUUGCCAAGUUUAUGGACCAAUACAAAGAAGCCCGCCUCACCGCAUUUCAAGACAGCGAAGAGGCAAAACAGGCAUUGCGCGACAUGCGUAAUGAAUUAGACGAAGCAAAGGAGGCGGUAUCCAAGUUACAGAAGAUUGUCAACAAAGCACGUCAGAAGCAUUCGACUGCCAGCUCUAAGGAGAGGCAGAAACGUCGCAGCGCUCGUUUGGAGAAGAACGCCGAGAAGGAACGUAUUAAGAAGGAGCGCCUCAAGUUUUGGCCCAACAUGUGCCACUGCGUCACUGUCACUCUUGAUGUAAACAUGUCAACGCCGCUUUCAUCUCGCCGAAACUCCAUCUCGAGCGAGAUUGACCUCGUCAAGGUUGCGGAAGAUACCAUUGAGGAUAGCGACGCCGUCACCACUUGCGACCUGCUACUAUCCUACAUGACUUCGUCGGCUUGGUGGACACCAAGCUACGAUCUACAGCUUUCUACCACUGCGAACAACGCCACCAUGUGUUUCGAUGCCCUUCUACGCAACCAGACUUCAGAGAGCUGGAAAAACUGCAAGGUUUCUCUCUCCACGUCAGAAACAGCAUCCUCUGGUCUAGAUGACGAGAUUCCUAAGCUGCUGCCGUGGCACAUUAGACUAAGCGGCAAGAAGCAAGAGUUUGGGUUCAGCACAGACAUCACGAGAAGCGCCAAUGAGAUCUCCAAUCGAGCCAACUAUGCUAGUAAACUAUCUGUGAAAAAGGCAACCAAUACCGGUAGAGGGUACUUUGGUGCAUCGACAGCUGUAGAUCAAAUGGCCCCGUCGCAGAACAACCACUUGCAGGCUGAGCUUCAAUUUCAACAGCAACAGCAAAUGCAACAACAACAACUACAGCAGCGGCAACUUGAUUCACGGCGCGUUGGCUUAUUUGGCUCUGCAACAGGAUCCAGUGCUUUCGGGGCACCUGCUCCUGCGGGAGGAUUUGGCAAUGCUGCUCCUCAAGCGUCGGCGGCGGCAGCCCCGGUUGCUUGGUCCUCUAACGCGAUAUCAGCGUCUAAUCAGAUGAACCAAAUGAACGAACAUGAUGAAAAGAUGGAUCUGGCAGAGCCACCAACUGAUGACAAUGUCGAUUUUGAAGAGUCAUUAAUGGAGGCAACGGGCCUGACGACUACGUACGAUCUACCAGGCACCAAGACCAUGACGCCAAAGAGUGUGGCAUCUAAGCAACGCGUUGCUAGAAUCAACUUUGGCAACGUUUCGUUUAGCCACACUGUGGUUGCCAAGUACAAGCCUGUUGCUUAUCUCAAGGCAAAGCUCAAGAACAGCAGCAAACUCAACUUGAUGCAAGGCGCUGCCGGCCUUACGCUUGAUGGAACGUUUAUCGGGCGCAGCAAGAUUCCUCGUUGCAGCUCUGGGGAUGUCUUCACUCUGAACUUGGGCGUUGACCCUGCCAUCAAAGUGUCGUACCCCAAGCCUGAGGUGCGCCGGGCAACAGCGGGCAUCUUUAAUAAGGAAGACAGCUCGGUGUAUGCUAGAGCCAUCAUCCUCUACAACACAAGGGCCACCUCAGAUAGAGCUGCAUCUAUGCUGGUGCUGGACCAGAUUCCGGUUUCUGAAGAUGAUAAGUUACGCGUGGAUGUAGUGACACCUACUGGACUGGUUCAGGAAGGAAAGGCCGUCGCUACUGGCGCCCCAUUACGGGAGAUGGGCAGAGAUAAGGACUGGGGUAAGGCGUCUGCUCGACUUAAGGAGAGGGGUCUGGUUCACUGGAACGUGGAUUUGAACGCAGGCAAGGCUGUAAAGCUCUGGUUGGAAUACUGUGUGACGCUUCCUACUGGUGACAGCGCCACUGAGUGCUGAAGUAGAUGGAUUGCAUCUGCACCAAUAGUUUGAAUCAUCUAAAUUGAACGCCGAAAUCGGUACAUGAAUAUGGAAUCUAGCUAGUUCGUUAUAUAGCAAGACAAGUCGUUUAAAGGAAAAGAAAAUUGAAACCAGGCCUAUACACAUAAUAUAAAGGCAGCAAAGAUGCAUUUGAGUG